GACGACGAGGCAUUUGCAACUCAUUGUAGAACUGACCAAACUUUUACUCGAAAAAUUGUACUCUAGUUUGGCAAGAGGAAGAACUAUCGAAUAUCGAGCAUCGUUAAUCAUUGUUAAUCAUUGUUAAUUGUUGCGUGAAUUAAUCAGUAUCAGUGUGCAUUGAUGUUUUACCAAGUGAAUAACUGUGAAUAAAAAUAAAAUUGUGAAUAACAUAUAUUAUUAUGUUAGCCAAUAAUUAAAACUAAAUGAUCCACAUCUGAAGAAUGCUGCUAGAUUAUCACGUCCCAUUGCGUUAAGAAGAUCAGUUCUCAUAAAGUGAGUUUAUUCGUAUGCGCAUAUAUGAAUACUAUUUUGCCGCAUGCGUAUGCGAACCUUGAACAAAAUCACGUGGUCCUGGACCGGUUUCCGUGGCAACUAUGACUUAUCGAUUCACCUAGGCGUCAAUAGGCGUCGUAGGGUGACCAAGCCUACGGUGCGGUAGAUAAUGGGAGGACUCGGUUCCCCUUGCUGCGAAAGGAUUUCGUAGAAUAAUGAGGAACAACGCUCAAGGACGUUCAAGAUUGUUUGCAACUACGCUGCACGGAGAUGUGGAAACAAGAAGAUUUUAUUGAAAUUAUUCUAUUAGACAAGAAACAAAUUUGUAUCACGGACACAGAGAAACUUGGUGACUUCAUCAACGGCGUUUUUCUGAAGCAGCAAAUUUACUAGUGACCUAUAUAUGCAGGCUAGAUAAUUAAGGAUUAUUAAUAUUUGUGGAAGAGACAAACAGAUGAUUAGAAAGUAAAGCAAUAAAAUGAAAGACAAAGGAAAGAAAGAAAAGUAGGAUGAAAGUCGAUUGACUUGAAAAGUCGAGUGAAAGUCAAAAGUAAAUAGUCUGUCAAUAGUAGAGAAACACACGGAGAUUAGACGACAAUUUUCGAUUUAUAAAUGCAUGAGAAAAUAAGAAUGUAACAUAAAAAGACUUGGAACAAGAACAAGGACAAGAGAAGGGUUUGCACGUAGAUGUAAUGCCAGAUUAGAUCGAUCGACUGAGAGCGCUAGAAACACAAAUAUAUCCGGAAUAAAAAAGAACACCUACGACGAGGAAGAUCUAGGAAUGCUAAACGUGGACCGUGCCAAGCGUGUGAUUGUUCGGUGCUGCUCGACGCAGAACACGCUGCUGCACGUGCCACCGGAGCACAGACGCUUCCGACGUAUCCACGGUCUACAAUUGCCGCUGCAUCCCCAGCAAGUGAUCGGUUGGGUGCUGUUGAUCGUCGUGUUCACCGGCACAUUCGUCGUGCUGCUGACGACGCCGCCACCGUUGCCGGCAAACUUGCGCUUCGUUCUCACACCGCUCUUCGCCACGCUGUUCCUGCUGCACGCGUUGACGCAUCUGACAGUGCUGUUGCUGGAUCCGGCGGAUUCGGAGGUGCGCGCUCAGCCUGCCAAUCAGGUUGUGCCGGAGUUCGACCGUGCGCUGCACCGACACGUGAUCGAGAACGGCCGGUGCCACCUGUGCAACAUUACGACGCGCGGCCAGCGCACGAAGCACUGUUCCGUCUGCAAUAAGUGCGUACCGCGCUUCGAUCACCACUGCAAGUGGCUGAACCAUUGCAUCGGCGGCCGCAAUUAUCCGGCUUUUCUCGCGUGUCUAGCCUCGACGCUCGUCAUCGCACUCGGGGUCACAGCGCUCGCUGUGAGUCAACUGGUGCUCGUCAACACAAAUCUGAUCGUAAGCGACCAACAUUCAGGAGGUAACAGCAGCGACACAAGCAUGAACAACGUCACGGCAUCGUCGCCAUUAUGGCCGGCACCUGGCACCGGCUCGCUCGUCCUCGUCACCGUCGUCGGCGUUCUCUCGGCCAUCGCCGCGGUUCUGCUUAUACAUCUCUGCUUCUUCCACGGCUACAUCGCCUGCCUCGGCCUUACCACGUACGAGUAUGUGCGUAACAAGCGAGAGAAGAGCAUUGCCUCUGACGGUGUUGCCACCGACAACACCAGGACAGCAUCUUCCGACGACGGUACGCCAAGUCUCUUCUGCAGGAAUAAUCCGUUAUUCGGAGAUGAUAUAGGCACAAUGACGAGAGUGACGACGGCGACGACAGACGUGUACGUCCGUUCGACCCACGAGGAAAUGUGUGUCGGCAAAGACGCCGCGGAGAACGGCGAGGACGUUUUCCCAAAAACGCUGCCCUCGACGAGAGUCAGCCGAAACUUCCGUCUCUGUUUCUCGUACGAUUCGCGCACCACCGAGACUUCCAUCGAGGUCUCUUCCUUGCCUUCGCGAACGACGGAUGUGUCGGAAUUGAAGAAUCAUGUGGAAUCGCCGGACGCAAAGUCUUCUUCCACGCCAUCACCGGUGUCCUGCUGUUUUUCUAUCAUUAACCAUCCCGACAGCAGGCACGACAGAAAUCGGAAGCGUUCCGAAACUACGAAGCGCUCCUGCGGAACGAUGAGAAGGAUACAGACGUUCUUACAAGCUCGCUUGAGAAAAAAUUCCAGACAAAGAUCAUCGACGACGAUCUCAUCGUCGGCGGCCCAUCGUCAUUGCGGCAACAGAAUAAUUCCGCAGGCGGCCGGUUCUCCGGACGUCGCGGAUCCCGCCGAGCGUGAGAACCAGAUCGUCGAGACACUGACGAUGCCACUGAACCUUGACCCACGUCUGCCAGCGAGGUUGCCUGCUCUAGAGCUUCCGCGUGCUGUCCAGAUCGGUAAAGUACCUCCAGGCCCGGGCGACAUCUCCAUUCUCGGGCUGACCAUGACACCGUCCACCGCAAUGUCCAAGUGGAAUCAAACUCACCUUCGCACUCGGCGAAGCACGAGCUUCUCCAAGAAAAGGCCACGUUUCAAGGUCGGCUCGCACAUCGUCACGCAGACCGUCGCCCAACUGUCGCCGAUACCGGAAUCGGAAUUCUCGAAACCGGCCACGCCGAGAUCGCCGUCGCGAUCGGGCCCCGCCUUUGUCUUCCCGCCGUUACGCGAGUAACAUUAUCAGCAACGCCGUACCGAGAUAAUGACCGAGACCACGGAAUCGUCCGACAAGACGAAUUCCUCGAGGAAGCCCAACGUCUGGGAAAAUCUAGGUUCACCCCGCUGCAU
Linepithema humile (Argentine ant) is the source of this 3081-nucleotide messenger RNA. RefSeq names its product tRNA-dihydrouridine(16/17) synthase [NAD(P)(+)]-like (gene Dus1). Gene Ontology annotation, biological process: protein targeting to membrane; peptidyl-L-cysteine S-palmitoylation; tRNA processing. Gene Ontology annotation, cellular component: endoplasmic reticulum; Golgi apparatus. Gene Ontology annotation, molecular function: tRNA dihydrouridine synthase activity; flavin adenine dinucleotide binding; protein-cysteine S-palmitoyltransferase activity. NCBI's taxonomy places the organism in Eukaryota, Metazoa, Arthropoda, Insecta, Hymenoptera, Formicidae. The record is from RefSeq and is a predicted model, not a curated record.